GCAAUCUUAGUGGGAUGGAGGAAAAUACUAGAUAAGAUAUGGAGUAACAUCUUUAAUUUCCGAAGGACUUGAAUAGUAUUGGAUUGUAUCAAGUUAACAUCAUGUUCUAUUCUACAUGCUUGUGUAGCCGUUUUGCGUCACAGUUUUAUUGCUUUGCUUUGACUUAGUCUAUUUGAAAUUAAUUUAGAGUCCUAAGCUUGUAGAUUACCUAGUAGAUGUCUAUUCAAAUGCAGUUGAGCUUGCCUCAAAAGAAAUUUAAUGUUAGAAGCCAUAUAUAAAUGCCAACACAUACUGUACCAAUAGAUCUUCAUCACAGGCAUCAAGUUGACACACCAACUAAAAAUCAUUGAGCAUAUAAAUGCUGCAACCAGAAGAAUUAUUGGUUUUUAUCUGAAACACAUUCGCAUCUGCUCAACAAGGUUGACAGUGCACCUUCUUUGUUACAAUUCAACAUGCUUUUGAGAGUGCUUCUUGUGGCUCUUUCGCUGCAGUUAUGUGCUUCUACUGACACUAUAACUCCUAGCAGUCCCCUCAGAGCAGGUGAUGUACUGACAUCUAAAGCCGGGAAGUUUACCUUGGGUUUUUUCAGCCCCGGAAAUACCACUCGAAGGUACGUCGGAAUCUGGUUCACAAAGGUUUCUGUGCUUACUGCUGUUUGGGUUGCAAAUAGAGAUAGACCCAUCUAUGGUUCCAAUGGAACCCUUUCGAUCAUCGAAGGCGGGCAUCUUACACUUACCUCCGGGAAAACUGUUGCAUGGUCCACAAAUAUUUCGGUUCCCGUCUCCCUAAACAAAACUAACAGCACCUCAUGUCAACUUCUAGAUUCUGGAAAUUUAGUCUUGACUGCUGAUAAUGGCAAAACUCUGCUGUGGCAAAGUUUUGAUCACUUAACAGACACUUUUCUGCCAGGAAUGACGCUUGGGUUAGAUAAAAGAACUGGGUUAAACCGUUAUUUAACCUCUUGGAGAUCAAAAGAUGAUCCAAGGUCUGGAAAAUACACCUUUCAAGUUGACCCAAAAGGAUCUCCUCAAUUCUUCUUGUACCAUGGCUCAGACUUAAUAUGGCGAACAGGUCCAUGGGUAGGACAGAAAUGGAGUGGAGUACCAGAUAUGACUCAUGCUUAUAUCUUUAACUAUAGUUUUGUCAGCAAUGCAAAUGAGGUUUCCGUAACCUACAACCUUCUUAGCGAUUCCAUCAUCACAAUCUUCUCGGUGGAUGGUCUUACAGGAACAGUCCAGAGACAGACAUGGCAUGAAAAUACGAAACAUUGGACUAAGUUCUGGUCUGCACCAAAGGAGCUUUGUGAUCAGUAUGGGGAGUGUGGUCCUUUUGGUAACUGCAACCCCAAUGGUGGCAAUCAAUUUCAGUGCACCUGUUAUCCUGGGUAUAAGCCUAAAUCACCGCGAGAUUGGUAUCUGAGAGACGGUUCAGCAGGUUGUGUAAGAAAAGAAAACAGGUCAAUGUGCAGAAAUGGAGAAGGAUUCUUGAAGUUAGCAAGCGUUAAGUUGCCAGAUACAUCGAAAGCUGUAGUGAACAAGAGCUCGACAUUGAAACAGUGUGAACAAGAGUGCUUGAAGAACUGCUCUUGCGUUGGAUAUACCAGUGCAGACGACAGUGGUGGAGGCAGUGGCUGCAUUUCAUUGUACGGCCAGUUGAUGGAUACCAGAAUGUAUCCUAGUGGGGGCCAAGAUGUGUACUUCCGGGCCGAUGCAGUUGAGCUAGAAAGAUAUCGGAGGUCAAAAGGCCUUUUUGCAAAUAAGAAACUGGAAGCACUUCUCAUAGGGCUUGUGGUGCUAAUAUUUUUAUUAUUGAUCCUUUUCGUGGGCUAUUGGGUACAUCAGAAGAUUAAAAAAGAACGGCAAGAGGAAGCUGAAAGGUCCCUUUGGACGAAAGAUGCUGAAGAAAGUGAUGCCAGUUCAGAAUUACCCUUCUUUACUCGUAGCGAAAUAGCUGCAGCUACAGACAAUUUCAGUAUGGCUAAUAAGCUUGGAGAAGGUGGUUUCGGAUCAGUGUACAAGGGUCGAAUGGAAAAUGGGCAAGAAAUUGCUGUAAAAAAACUGGCUCCAAAUUCAGGGCAAGGUAUACAAGAAUUUAAGAAUGAAGUUAGGCUAAUUGCUAAACUUCAGCACAGGAACCUUGUGAAGAUGUUAGGGUGUUGCAUUAGAGGAGACGAGAAGAUGUUGAUCUACGAAUUCAUGCCAAACAAAAGCUUGGACUAUUUCAUUUUCAAUGAGGAGAAUAAGUUGUCUUUGGAUUGGAAUAAACGCUUUGACAUCAUAAUGGGGAUCGCUAGAGGGAUGUUAUAUCUUCACCAAGACUCGCGACUAAGGAUCAUCCACAGGGACAUGAAAGCAAGCAAUGUCUUGCUGGAUAAAGAUAUGGUUCCCAAAAUCUCAGAUUUUGGAAUGGCUAGAAUUUUCGGAAAUGAGCAAGUGCAAGUAAACACUACCAGGGUGGUCGGAACCUAUGGAUAUAUGGCACCAGAGUAUGCACUGGAGGGACUGAUGUCUGUAAAGUCUGAUGUCUUUAGCUUUGGAGUCUUGUUACUGGAAAUUAUUACUGGUAGAAAAAACUCGGGUUUUUAUCAUGACAAUCCUUCUAUAAACUUAGUUGGUCAUGUUUGGGAGCUUUGGAAAGAAGGAAAAUCUUCGGAAAUUGUUGAUCCAUCAUUGAAAGAUGCAGAUAUUGAGGAACUUUUAAUAUGCAUACAAACUGGACUAUUAUGUGUGCAAGAAUGUGCAGAUGAUAGACCAACAAUGUCAGCAGUAGUUUUUAUGUUGAACAACAAAGUCGAACUUCCUUCUCCGAAUCAACCUGCAUUUAUCCACAAAGGGCGUCAACAAGAUGCAGAUCCAUCAUCAUCUAGUGCUGGUGCAUAUUCAGUAAAUGAACUCUCAAUCACUUCCAUGAUUGACGGUCGCUGAGGCUGAGGCUGAGGCUGAGGCUGAGGCCGAGGCCAGGGUCGGGUUAAUGUUAAUCUGAGCUUAUAUGUGAUUUCUGUUUGAACAUUUCAUUCUAGUAUCAUAGGAUGUCUAUUAAGAAAAAUUGCUCUAAUAUUUAUUUAUAGUUUUUGCUGUAAGAAUAAAUAAAUAGUUAUAAAGUUAUUCACAUGUAAAAAAGGGUUGGGAAAUGCUAAAUUGUUUACGGAAUUUCAAAUUAUAGUUAAUAAUUUAUUUGACUAGCUCACAACUUUUGACGUUAUUUUUAGAUAGUUGACUUUAAUAUAAUGCAUUGACUUUUUUGUACCAGCUUAUUUAUGACUGAGGAAAUACCAGAGGGGCAUUAAAGUCAAAAUAUUCUUAUCCCACCAACGUCUUCAAUUUAUCCACACAUUCACGCGCUAAACAGAGGGUAUACUUCAGCAUAAUUAAUACUCUGUACUCUUUUGUUCCGCUAAAGUGUUGAAAAAU
Molecule: messenger RNA, 3410 nt
Organism: Chenopodium quinoa (quinoa)
Lineage: Eukaryota; Viridiplantae; Streptophyta; Magnoliopsida; Caryophyllales; Amaranthaceae
Product: G-type lectin S-receptor-like serine/threonine-protein kinase At1g11410
Exons: 8
Coding region: 453-2924 (823 amino acids)
Biological process (GO): recognition of pollen; protein phosphorylation
Molecular function (GO): ATP binding; protein serine/threonine kinase activity
Source: RefSeq, a predicted model, not a curated record